This is a messenger RNA of Chroicocephalus ridibundus (black-headed gull), 8478 nucleotides long. RefSeq names its product regulatory factor X7 (gene RFX7). The coding region runs from base 211 to 4617 and encodes 1468 amino acids. Gene Ontology annotation, biological process: regulation of transcription by RNA polymerase II. The transcript is spliced from 9 exons. The record is from RefSeq and is a predicted model, not a curated record. Gene Ontology annotation, molecular function: RNA polymerase II cis-regulatory region sequence-specific DNA binding; DNA-binding transcription factor activity, RNA polymerase II-specific. Lineage: Eukaryota; Metazoa; Chordata; Aves; Charadriiformes; Laridae.
CCAGGUGCUGCGAGGCGGGGAGGGGGGGGGGAAGCGCGGAGCGACCCUGCGCGGUCGCCAUGCGCCGUGCCGCGGGCCGGGCCGGCCAUCCUGCGGCGUAGCGGCGGGAGGCGGCUGGGCUUCUCCCCGCCCGUGAUGUCCCCCGGGCAGCGGGGGAAGGCGACUCACUCGAGGGCUGCGGCAGAGGCCUAGUGGCGGCCAGCGUCCCCCAUGGCCGAGGAGCAGCAGGCGGAGGGGCAGCCGCCGCGGCGGCUGGCCGGCACCCCGGCGCCCGGCGGGGCCCUGCCGGCCCUGGUGCCGGGGCUGCAGGGCGGCGAGGCCAACGCGCUGCAGCACAAGAUCCGCAGCUCCAUCUGCAAAACUGUACAAUCUAAAGUGGACUGCAUUUUGCAAGAAGUUGAGAAGUUUACAGACCUAGAGAAACUCUACCUCUACCUUCAGCUGCCUUCGGGUCCCAACAAUGGAGACAAAAGCGAUCAGAUCUCCAUGUCGUCCAGCCGUGCCCAGCAGAUGCACGCCUUCUCGUGGAUACGGAACACCUUGGAAGAGCACCCUGAGACAUCCCUUCCCAAGCAGGAGGUUUAUGAUGAAUACAAGAGCUAUUGUGACAAUCUUGGCUACCACCCAUUAAGUGCUGCUGACUUUGGAAAGAUCAUGAAAAAUGUCUUUCCGAAUAUGAAGGCCCGUCGUCUCGGCACAAGAGGCAAAUCAAAAUAUUGCUACAGUGGACUGAGGAAGAAGGCUUUUGUGCAUAUGCCAACGCUGCCCAACCUCGACUUUCAUAAAACUGGAGAUGGGUUGGAUGGGGCAGAGCCCUCUGGGCAGCUGCAAAGUGCUGAUGAGGAAGCCAUCUCUGCGGCCUGCCGGCUUGUUUGUGAAUGGGCCCAGAAAGUGCUGAGCCAGCCUUUUGAUACAGUCUUGGAAUUGGCUCGUUUCCUUGUAAAAAGUCACUGUAUCGGUACCAAGUCGAUGGCAGCUUUAACAGUAAUGGCAGGAGCACCAGCAGGAAUAAAAGGGAUCCCCCAGCCCUCAGCUUUUAUACCCACUGCUGAAAGUAAUUCCUUUCAACCGCAAGUGAAAACUCUUCCAUCUCCUGUUGAUGCCAAGCAACAGCUGCAGCGUAAGAUCCAGAAGAAGCAGCAAGAACAGAAACUGCAGUCUCCUUUGCCAGGAGAGUCUCCAGCAAAGAAAACGGAAGGCACCGCAACCAACGGUGUGACCAGUAUAUCUAAUGGAAGUCCUGCAAUUCUGUCUCCUCCGCCUAUUGGCAUUGUUGUGGCAGCUGUCCCCAGCCCGAUACCGGUGCCAAGGACCAGGCAGUUGGUGACGUCUCCAAGUCCUAUGGGAUCGUCUGAUAGCAAGGUCCUGCCACUCAACGUUCAGGUGGUCACUCAGCACAUGCAAUCAGUCAAGCAGUCACCAAAGACUCCCCAGAACGUUCCCGCCAGCCCAGUUGGUGACCGCUCUGCCCGGCAUCGCUACCCACAGAUCUUACCGAAGCCAGCAAAUACCAGUGCUCUCACCAUCCGCUCUCCCACAACGGUGCUCUUUACCAGUAGCCCAAUCAAGACUGUUGUGCCAGCUCCACAUGUGAAUUCCUUAAAUGUGGUUAAAAUGACAGCAAUAUCUCUUGCCCCAAGCAGCAGUAGUGUGCCCGUCAAGCAGACGUCUUCAGUUAGCAGUAGUGCAGGAGCAGCGGAAGAAGGGAGGACUGGUCCACAGAUCAAAAAUGGAUCCGUUGUGUCACUUCAGUCUCCAGGAUCCAAGCCUAGCACUGUUGUAGCCACAUCUGCAGUCAAGAUCAAAAUGGAACCAGAAGCAUUGCUGGAUGAGAACUCAGUACAGGGCCAAGAGAGCUCUGAUGUAUCUAAAUCCGUCAAGGCAACCCCUGACCUGCCUCCUGCUCAACUAAUUAAUUUUGAAGUUGCAACCUUGAAGGUUUCAGCUGAUGAUGUCACAGAGGCAAAACCAGUUAAGGGCUGUGAUCAGGGAGCUGAAGAAGCAGGGACCAAAUACAAAAUACAAUCUAAUGAGAUCACACCAGUUUCUUCAGCAGGCAAUAAUCAAAGCACUCUAAAGCUCUCAGUUGCCAGUCAGAACUUGUCCAGCACCAGCAUUGGUUCACCUCCUACUGGUGAGUCUACAAUUAAAGACAAAACGUGCACUAAAAGUCCAAGAAAGCGACAACCUUCUACACUUCAGGAUUCCCAGGUACCACCUGUAAAGAAACCACUGGUGGAGCAGCUUUCAGCUGGUAAUGCUGUGGAGGGUCAAAAAGCAAACAGUGUUAAGAAGUCUCCGAACGUUGGAUCGUUAGCUAACAGUGACAAUACAGCAACACUUGCUCAAGUUCCCAGCAAGGUACCUGCAAAGAUACCUGUACCUUCUACAGCUGCAGCAAACUUAGCAACAGACCUUUCUUUGAGCACCAAUUUAAAUACCAGUGAUUCUACUUUAGGACAGCAGCUUGCAUCAGCAUCAUCUCCAGAUAUAAAAGUAAAAUUGGAAGGAAACAUGUUUAUCAUAGAAAACGAUUCAAAAUCUGAUGGCAGCUUUAACCCAAAUACGUGGCACCAUAUCACCAAAACCUCCGACUUUGCAUCUGUGAAUUGUGAACAGCAGCCAGAUAUCAGUGUUAUGACUAUCGCAGGGCACUCUGGCUCUAGUGACUUACAGGAAUCAGCGUGGGAACCAGUGCACUGCGAAGGUAUACAGCAGGAUGCAUACAACCAGCAGUUACAGAGCCAGAUCCAGGACUCCUCCUUGGCUCAAAUACAAGCACAGCCCUCAAAUCAGUUAGCUCUGCAGUCUGAGCUGAAAGAGUUCGAACAUACAGUCCCUCAGUCAAACGAAAACUUCUUUUCCUUUGAUGAUGACCUUACCCAGGACAGCAUUGUGGAGGAGCUGGUGCUCAUGGAGGAGCAAAUGUCCAUGAAUAAUUCUCAUCCUUAUGGCGGUUGUCUAGGAAUGGCACUUCAGAGUCAGACCGCAGCUCAAGGAGCUCCUGUGUCAUCUCAUCCAAGCAGCACGCACUUUUACCAUUCGAUCCAUAACAACAGCACUCCGAUUCACACUCCUACCCCCACCCCCACCCCGACGCCCACCCCCACCCCGACUCCAACACCCACCUCUGAAAUGAUCGCUGGAUCUCAGAACAUGUCCCGAGAGAGCCCUUGUUCGAGGCUGGCUCAGACAACUCCCGUAGACAGUGCUCUAGGAAGCAGCCGCCAUACGCCCAUCGGCACACCCCAUUCAAACUGCAGUAGCAGCGUCCCUCCAAGUCCUGUGGAAUGCCGAAACCCAUUUGCAUUCACUCCCAUCAGCUCCAGUAUGGCUUACCACGAUGCCAGCAUUAUAUCAAGUAGUCCAGUGAAGCCAAUGCAGCGGCCUAUGGCUACCCAUCCUGACAAAACCAAGCUUGAGUGGAUGAAUAACGGCUACAGUGGGGUUAGCAAUUCCUCGGUUGCAAACCACGGCAUCCUUACGAGCUAUCAGGAGCUGGUGGAAGACCGCUUCAGGAAACCUCACGCUUUUGCCGUUCCUGGCCAGUCGUACCAAUCUCAGCCACGCCACCAUGAUACUCACUUCGGUCGGGUGACUCCUGUUUCACCUGUGCAGCACCAGGCAGCCCCUGUCAGUAGCACCACCAAGCAAGAGGGCUUUGCUGUUCCUGCUCCUUUGGACAACAAAGGAACCGGUUCUUCUCUCAACAACAGUCUGAGAUGCCGGAGCGUGAGCCCUGCUGUCCAUCGCCAGCGUAAUCUCAGUGGAAGCACUGUUUACCCUGUUUCAAAUAUACCACGUUCUAACCUGACACCUUUUGGAAGUCCGGUGACUCCCGAAGUUCACAACGUAUUUGCUAAUAUCCAUGCAGACACCAGUGCCAAUAACAUAGCGCAAAGAAGCCAGUCGGUCCCGUUGACUGUGAUGAUGCAGACAGCCUUCCCGUCUCUUCAGAAACAAACAAACACUAAAAAAAUAACCAAUGUGUUGUUAAACAAACUUGAUUCUGAUAGCGAUGAUGCAGUGAGAGGUUUGGGGAUGAACAACAUGCCCUCAAAUUACACAGCCAGGAUGAAUCUCACUCAGAUUUUAGAGACAUCCGCCGCUUUUCCUAGUGCCAACCCACAAAAUAUGAUCAAUUCCAGCACUUCAGUUUAUGAAUUCCAAACACCAAAUUACCUCACAAAAAAUAGCAGCACCGAUCAGAUCAGUUUUUCUUCUGGAGAUAACCAAGCACAAUCAGACAUCGGAGAGCAGCAAUUAGAUUUUAGCAGCACUGUAAAAGACCUUUUAGGGGAGGACAGUCUGCCAACAAACCAGCAGCUGGUGAAUCAGGUGGCAUCAGAUCUCAAUAACGUUGCAUCUGUCUUUUCCAGCGAUAUCAGGUUGUCUUCCGAGCUCUCAGGCAGCAUUAACGAUCUGAACACUUUAGACACAAAUCUACUGUUUGAUCCAGGUCGUCAGCAGGGACAAGACGAUGAUGCUACACUGGAGGAAUUAAAAAAUGACCCCUUGUUUCAACAAAUCUGCAAUGAAUCCAUUAACUCAAUGACUACACCAGGUUUUGAGUGGAUGGAGAGUAAGGAUCAUCCUGCUGUUGAAAUGUUGGGUUAAUCUUGUUUUAUAAUAUGUAUGUAGCACACUGUAUCUAAAAGACAGACGUAUUGUAUUUGUCUUAAUGGAAGUGCCUCCCGCAGCAGAAACACUUGCUAUGUAUUGUGGCAUUUUUAAAAAAGUUUGCUGUACCGUUGCUCAUUCUUCAGCAGGGAAAAGGCAGUCUUACCAAUUCUAAACAAAUCUCUGAAGGUGAUGGGCUAUCAAAGAGCCAGUAUUAAAAUUUGAAAUUUAUAGUGUUUCCCAUUCAACGUUUCUUAUUGUAGUGGUUAAUAGCCAGCCAGCAGUGACAGCUAUGGUUGAGGCUUUGGGAGGGUUUUAAGUCGAGCUCGUUGGUAGGCUUUCCGUACUUUGUAUUGCUUGUUACUUCGUAGUGGAUGAUCCUUACUGACCUUUGUCGUUCAGGUCGGAAACGCAGGGUGCCUGCAGAUAGGCAGGCGGUGGGGAGUAGGGUACGAGUGAACCAGGUGACAUGCAGGUGCCUGAUCUUGAGCACUGCUCAGUGGUGAACUAUGGGAAAUCUCCGUAGCGCUGGUGCCAUUGCCAUCUCUAGCAAAACGCAGAGAUAGGAAAAACUGACAGGAAUGAUCAAGGAAAAAGAAAGAUGCACUAAAUUUUUUAUUUAAGAGAAAUAAAUCUAUGUAGUUAUUUUACCCAUUAAUAUUCAUGACAUACUUGAUAUUUUAGUUCUCACUUCGAUGUUUUUAUAUUAGGUAAAAUUCAUGCAAAAAGAUUUUGAGCACUGAGAUUUAAUCUAGGCCUAACACCCUAUUUUAAAGUGAUAGGUACUGAUUAAUUAUUUAUCAAUGCCAGAGAAGGAACGUGAUAUUUUCCCUCUUUUUUUAAAUAAAAGAGCUGCCGGAGCUCAUUAAAAUACUAUUUUUAAAGAUUAAUUUUUUAAGUUUGCUCUUUCCUAAGCUAGUGGAGGGUGUAGGAAGAUGUUCUUUUCUCUGUAUUUCAGUAGGUUGAGCCUUUCUGUCUUUCUUGCUCACUCUCUUUCACUCAAACAAAAGAUGACUAAAAUAUUAGAAAAUGUGGUUGAUCUAAAAAUAUUUCAUACAGAGCCAUAAUACUGCCAGGCACUUUACAGAUACACAGUAAGACAUGUGAUCUUACUUUUGGUAAAACUUCUUUUAAAAGUACUUACUGUUUUAGGAGCCUGAAUUCCAUUUUCAUAAGUGAUUUGACAGGACUGGUGAAUCUAAUUUUUAUUUUUUUUUUUUUUAGAAGUCCUUAGCUGCCCCUUUGGAAAAUGAGAUUUACACUUUUGCCUUGCUGGUUCACUUGAACCGAAAAAGACCUUUUGUUUUAUCAGCAUGGCAUGGAUCUCUCUCACGGUCAAAAGAGAGAGGUACUUAACCGGCCACGGGCCUGAUGCUAGAAAGAGGACUUGCAGAGGUGAGCUUUUACAGAAGUGGUGCGCUGAGGAUGCUACAAUACCACCCCUUAAGCUUAGCGUAAAAUCAAUUAUUUCUUCUGUGAAUUGACACUUAGAAAACAGAGUGGAAAACGUUUUCCUCUCUUGCAUUAUUUCUUUGAAUGAGCAGUCAUGCAUUUAUGAAGGGGGAGGCUUAUUGUGCCCCCCUAGAUUUACUAAGUGUCUUGGGGGUCCUCUGUUUCUUCAGUUUUCGCGAAUGACUUGAGAUCCCAGUACUGGUCAAUUUUUUUGGCGGCGCUGAUUCAACUUGUGCUGCUGCAUUGGCACUUGAGGUGCUGGGGUACCACGGCUUCUCUUGCUCCCGUUCAUCACCGUUCUGUGGCCUCUUCUGCAGGGACAAACAGUUGUGCCAAGCUAUAGCACCUUAUGGGGGCCUGAUCUCACUGUGCUUGCAUCAGAAGUUUUGCCGCUUCGUCAGGAACAAACUUGGAGAGUUCAGAUCCCUCCUUGAAGCACAUGGAUGUGCGAUGGUGUGGUUUGCUUCGUUUAAGACCAAGUGACCCUUUUAAGUUUUGUUAAGGAAAUGGGGAGGAGACUGAAAACUGCAUGGUUGCCUUCUGCAUGUUGUCUUGCCAGGAGUCUGUCAGUAAGGCUUGAACCAUUUUUCUCGUAGACUAAACUUAGGGCUUGAGUUCUGUACCUGCCCAUGGCCUUUCGCCAGAGAUGUGCUGAACAUCCUCUUACCUUCUUGACUUCACUGGGUCUGAGAGACACUUGGCACCUCUCUUUUCGGACCCCGACCCUGUGUGAAGUGCCAGCACUACUGUGAAUAGGUGAAACCUACCUUCCAAUGGAGAGGCACAGGGCAGGGUGCGAGCGCCGGCGCUGCGGGGAGAAGCCACAGACGUGCCGGCCUCGCCUCCAGGUCACUAACACUAAGACUGAGGUGGCCUUGGGGGAAAUAAGUUUUUGUCUAACUCUACUAGGUUUUUUUAAGAACGUUUCUCAGAAAAGCAAGAGUAGAUUUAAAGCUGGUGCGUUCGAAAUUAUGCAGCCGUCACCAAAGGUUUUUAAAAGUGCGUUUAAAAUGAUUUUUAAAUACAAGCAUUACAUUGGGCCUAACAUGUGACUUAAUUAUCAGAAAUAUUCUAUAAUCAGUGGAUUUAAAGCAAAUAUCUGUUUAAUUUAAGAAGUGCUAAAUUCAAUAAGGAUUGUUUCAAGUAAAAUCCAAGGCACAGGCACAGCUUUGUACAUUGGUAUGUAUUAUUUUAGAGGUGUUUGUGUGUUGGUGUUAUAAUUAAUAAUGUUAGGUCCCUGUACUUAGUGCUAGUUAGUUCUUUACGAUACAUUGAGACAGAGCACUACUGCACACCAAAGUAUGCAAUACCCAAAGGAAAAUUCUGUGAUUUUAACAAAUGGAAGCCUGUCUGCGUCAGAUACUCCAAAACUAAGAAUAUGAGACAGUUCUGACCCCUUGUUUACAUUAUUGGCUUCCUACUAACGUGAGAAAUAAAUUAUUUUGAUAGCAGUUUUUGCUUAAGUAUUCAAACUAGUGAAUUUGUACCCUGUGUACAGUAUUGCAGCAAACACUUUAAAUUUGGUUGGUUGGUUAGUCCAGCAAACUUCCUGGGUUCAUAUAUUGCACUAAAAUUCUGUUGAACCUGUGGCAGGCACAUUCCUUAGGAUAAAUGCAACAAAUACGGCCCACAGAUUUAAAAAAAAAAAAAGGCAAAACUAAAAAAAAACCCUUUUUAAUGUGUUUCAUUAUUAAAAGGCAAAAUGUCAUUAAAAGUGACAGGUGAAAUUGUCUUAUGUAGCAAUGUGCAUUGAUCUCAAUGAGAUAUUUCUAUUUCUUAUUCUCUUACAUGAGAAUAUUACAGCAGGAAAAAUUAAGUUUAGUUUGCUUCACCAUGUUAAUACAUGAUCACAAAACGUGCAUGAGUGUUAAUGACUUAAUCUUGUACAGUACUAGAUAUAUUCCUGUAACCACUUUUAUUUUUUUUAUUCUUUUGCUGUAUUGAAACUGGUUCAGUGUUAACCAGGUGAGCAUAGUUAUUCACAAGUUACUUACUUUUUUAUGUUAACUAAUUCAGCUUAGUUAUUGUUGAAUAUGUUCCUUUCUUGGAUUAUUUUUUAUUGUUCUGGUGUUGAAAAACAUUUUUGCAUCAUUUUAUCAUGAUAAGAAUUCAUGAAGUAAAUAAUUUGCAAAUAAUUGCAAUAAGCACUGACUUCUGAACUGAAAAGAAGGAAAGCGUUUCUUGUGCAGUGCAUCUGAGGUUCAUAUAAUAGUCUUGUACUAUACUGUGCUUUAUUUACUGCACCGUAAGGAGAGAAAAACCCCUGUUCCACGUUUUCAUUUAGUGCAGGAAAUCCAGUUUCUCCCCUCUUCCCCAGUGUUUUGUUGUCUGUUGUACUGCUGAAACUACAGUAGUUGAAUAUUGCAGUAGCAUUUCAGUUAUUUUUUUUAUUGAAAGUGCUCAAAA